ACUGCUCUGGCUGGCUGCCGUUACCGUUACUCACAUCGCAACCGGCUCCUCUGUUGUGGCCGUGAGGGGGAAAACACCACAACAACGGUCACCGACACCGGCGGCAGACCUGCCUCACUUUCUCUCUGUCUCCCUCCCCUCCGUCUCUCUCUCUCUCUGUGUCUCAGUGUUCUUUUGCCUCCAACCGCACGACAGAGGCAGAAAAAAAAAGAAAACAUAGGCUAACUGAAAGCCGGCGGUCGCUUCCUUCUGCCCCACUCUGACUCUGCCAAGCCGAGCACAAACUGAAACAACAACACACAACAAAAAGAUGAGUUCAUAUUUCGUCAACUCGCUCUUCUCUAAAUAUAAAAGCGGGGACUCGUUACGUCCGAACUACUACGAGUGCGGUUUCGCGCAGGACCUGGCCGGCAGCCGGCCCACCGUGGUGUACGGCCCGGGAUCCGGCGCCACUUUCCAGCACGCUCCGCAGAUCCAGGACUUCUACCACCACAGCGCCUCCACGCUGCCCAGCAACCCGUACCAGCAGAGCCCCUGCGCGGUCACAUGCCACGGCGAGCCGGGCAACUUCUACGGAUACGACGCCCUGCAGCGGCAGACGCUUUUCGGGGCCCAGGAAGCGGAUCUGGUCCAGUACAGCGACUGUAAGCUGGGAGGCGCACCGGGGCUCGGCGGCGAGGACGCGGAGGGAACCGAGCAGAGCCCCUCGCCGACGCAGCUGUUUCCAUGGAUGAGGCCGCAAGUAGCUGCGGGCAGGAGGCGGGGCCGGCAGACCUACAGCCGCUACCAGACCUUGGAGCUUGAGAAGGAGUUCCUGUUCAACCCCUACCUGACCCGGAAACGCCGCAUCGAGGUGUCGCACGCGCUGGCGCUGACAGAGAGGCAGGUGAAGAUCUGGUUCCAGAACCGGAGGAUGAAGUGGAAGAAGGAGAACAACAAGGACAAGUUCCCCAGCAGCAAGAGCGAGCAGGAGGCGGUGGAGCGGGAAAGGAGGGAGAAGGAACUGCGGGAGGGCGGCGGAAGUGGAGGAGGAGGUGGAGAAGGUGGAGGUGGAGGUGGCGGCGGAGGCUCGGUGGCGGUGGCGGCCACGGCGGGAUCACAGGCCCCCGUGAUUGAGGAUUGCUGCGAAAAAACCCACAAGCAAAUGUAG
This is a messenger RNA of Xiphias gladius (swordfish), 1150 nucleotides long. RefSeq names its product homeobox B8a (gene hoxb8a). The record is from RefSeq and is a predicted model, not a curated record. Gene Ontology annotation, biological process: regulation of transcription by RNA polymerase II. The transcript is spliced from 2 exons. Gene Ontology annotation, molecular function: RNA polymerase II transcription regulatory region sequence-specific DNA binding; DNA-binding transcription factor activity, RNA polymerase II-specific. The coding region runs from base 311 to 1150 and encodes 279 amino acids. Gene Ontology annotation, cellular component: nucleus. NCBI's taxonomy places the organism in Eukaryota, Metazoa, Chordata, Actinopteri, Istiophoriformes, Xiphiidae.